Trichoderma asperellum CBS 433.97 is the source of this 2015-nucleotide messenger RNA. RefSeq lists its product as uncharacterized. Lineage: Eukaryota; Fungi; Ascomycota; Sordariomycetes; Hypocreales; Hypocreaceae. The record is from RefSeq and is a predicted model, not a curated record.
AGCUAGCAAGGCCGAUACGGCUGGCGUCUCUGGCUGUUCCAGACGCACAUCUUCUGGAACCGCCUCUCCCACCCUUUCCUUGCAUGAUCCUGGCUUAGAUGAAAAUGCUCUGCUUGUAGAAGAAUUUGUGGGCUGGUGGCUUUGACGGAGCCUCCCGGCACAACCCCAACUGUUCAUUCCAUACAUAUCAGUAAGGCCCUCGCCACCCACACUGAAUCGAUCUCUCGGAUAUCAUUAAUUUACUUUUUUUCCUUCUUUUCUUUCUUUCCUUCCCGGCAGUAUUGCUGCCUCUAUUUUCUUGUUGAACUGCCUACAUGUAGGAGCAACGUUUGUAUAAUACGCACACGGUAUUCCACGGGUGGAUCGCGGACGACGUUUCGCACACACGUCUUACGGGCGUGUUUCUUUUCAUCCUAAAUCACGACUGCGGGAGCCAACAGUAGCAGCAGCCCUCUGCUUACCUGUGGAUAAUGGUGGACUCUCGCAUUCAACAAGCCAUCGCGGAUGGCAAUGUUCCACCGGGCAUCACGGCCGAAUUCUUGAGCGAGAGCCGUGACCGAGCGUCGAUUAUCGGCAUUGUUUUCGUCACGGCCCUGACGUUUAUAGUCGUAGUCACACGGCUGAUAUCCCGAUCACUUAUUGUACGGCGCAUUGGUAUUGACGAUGUGCUGGCCGCAGUGUCACUGGCCCUGUUAAUAUGCUUCGUUGGAUUGAGCAUUGAGCUCAUCAACCUGGGCUCCGGCAGGCAUUUUGCCUUUAUCGAAUACGUGCUGGAUGUACCCACGGUCCUUCGGACGCAGGUGCUGGAUUUCGUUGCGCAUAUCAUCUACACGACGGCCCUCUUGCUAUGCCGCAUAUCCGGUCUGGCAUUCUACUACCGAGUGUGUGGGCUUCACAACAACUUCUUGAUAGCCAUCAAGGUAGUCUUCGGCAUCUUGGUCGCCGGUUUCCUCCCCCAGAUCUUCCUGCUCAUCUUCCACUGCAAGCCAGUCACGGGCUACUGGCCGUAUGGGUGGGAGCCUGUUGCUCCUCGCUAUACUUGCCUGCAAUGGGGUGUGGUGUACAGUGUCAACUCGUCGGUGUCACUGCUCUGCGACUUGCUUCUCUUUGGCAUCCCCAUUGCGAUGCUGCGGAGUCUAGAGAUGUCCCGUAAGCGUAAGAUCCAGCUGGCCGGCAUUCUGCUUCCGGGUAUCGCAGUCAUUGCGAUUUCGAUUACUCGACUGGUUCUUGUUAUCCUCGGACAGUGGGAGACGGACGAAUCAUGGUCGUACGACCCCAUGUUGGGCGUGGAAGCAUCCGAGAUAGGAGCUACUCUCAUCGCCUUGUCGGUACCUGGAGCCAAGCCGCUGUUUGAUAAGGUCUUCUUCAAGAAGGAUGAUUCCCAGACAAGCGGCGCAUCCCACUACGGACGCAAAACCAGCUCUUUCCGCUCUCGAGGAACUGCUCUGAGCAACUUGAGAUUCCAGACGAACAGCCAGCACAGCAUACUGGGAAGCCAGGAAGACGAGGGCCCCAAGUAUGCUCCCGAGACUUCGGCAACUGUUGGCAGCAGGCAUAACAACGACGGAGAUGGAAUCUACGUUCAGGUCGACUUUGAUAUCAAAGAGGCCCGAGUGAAUACGAACACUACGCCGAGCCUGAAUAGUCGAUAGAAAAAAGUUUUGCUUUCCUACUCAGCUAUGGAUUCCUUUGUUGUGCGCGUCUUUUUGUUUUGUCUUGUUUUAUUUUUUUUUUCCCUUCGUGCCACCAAUUUUUUCCCCCUCAUUUUGGUUUAUUGCGUUACUCAACACAUAAACUUGUAAUGUUUACACCCAUCGAUAUGCCCCUGCAGUUAUGAAGGAUGGGAAAAGCAGCGAUGACGAUGAGCUACAUGUACAUGUAAUUAGCUCGAAUGUGGGAAGGGUUACAUCUGCUAGCUUCGGCUAGUGGCCGUUCGUUGUAUUGGAUAAAGCUCAAGCAAGGAGAUAUUGAUACCCGGAUGGACAGCUUCUAUUUUUUUUUUUUUUUUUUUUUUU